AUGUUCGCAGCUCGCCUCGGCCCGCUCCUCGCCAUGUCGUGGUACGACUCGCCCUCGGCCCCGAGCCCCUCGCCGACCUCCCCGACACCGCGACUCCGCGCACGCACGACACUCCAGCGGCUCUCGCACGCCUCCCUCACGGCCAUCUUCUUCACCGUGCUCGCAAAGCUAGGCUACCUCGUCUUCAUGGGCGAGACGAUCCUCGCCGAGUUCUUCCACGCCGUGUUCCUUCUCGGCCUGGCGGCGCAGAUCGUCCUGGCGUGGUGCGGGCUCGGGUACGCGCUGUACCGCCGCCAAACGCCCAUGCGCCGCUGGAUCAUCCAGCUCGCCGUCCUCCUUUCCUGGGACCAGAUCGCUGGCCCUGCAGUGCUGGUUAGCGCGCGGCGCAUGCAGCGACAGCUGGCAGCUCACACAUCCGGCAUGGCGGACGCCAAGCUCGGUUGGGAGCAGCAGCCUGGUGAGAACGGGUGGACAGAGACGGACGACUACUGGGCCCCCGAGCUCGGCAACGACGCCAAGCACCUCGGCGGCCAGCCGCUGCUGCAUCUCAAGCCAGGCACAUUCCUGUUCAUCAUCUCGUUCGUGGCGCUCGUCGGGUACGGCGGCUACCGCAUGGCAGAGCGAGUGUACGCCAACCCCCGGGACGACUCGGACUCGUUUUCUGAAGCCGGCUCGGUCGAGGAGCAGGUGGAGAAGAUGCGUCUCGACUAG
This is a messenger RNA of Vanrija pseudolonga, 711 nucleotides long. RefSeq lists its product as uncharacterized. The transcript has a single exon. The record is from RefSeq and is a predicted model, not a curated record. NCBI's taxonomy places the organism in Eukaryota, Fungi, Basidiomycota, Tremellomycetes, Trichosporonales, Trichosporonaceae. The coding region runs from base 1 to 711 and encodes 236 amino acids.